GCGUGCCUUCAUCGGAUCGCCUAUGGUCACCAAUGCCAAUACGUUGCUUGGGUGCUGUUGCCUUUUAUUAAGGGUGACUUCCAAAGCAAUGGUCGAUUGGUUUCGCUUCUCUCCCCUGAUAGUCGGCAACGUUCAGAAGGCUCUUACGUUCUCCGUUGGAUCUGCCGGGCGAGAUUCCGAUUACACCAAACCCGUUUUCUCCAGCGAGUAAGACAUUGCUUAACGCAGUCUGAUUGAUAAGCGCUUUGGCUGUCCAGAAUUGCUUUAAUGACGUAAAAUCCAUUUUCGAUUUUAUAUCCCCUGGGCCUUCUGUCGACGCAGAAAACGAAAGCAGUUUGUUGACGUUAGCUUGCUGAAUUUCCGAGCGGCAUUCAGACAACUCUGCUCUGCCAUCGCAAGCAUGUUCUGCCACAACAAACUGCAAGGCACGGUGUAGCGUUGUCUCUUGCACAGAGCGAACGACAUCCGCUACGACUUUCCCCACUAAUUCGAUGGCCUCAAAACGUAGUAUAUUCUUGGCAGCGGGAUCAAAUUUUGGGACAUUCACUGAACAGUCGGAAGAAAUCUCUGCGCCACUGUCAAGACUAGUGUUGCCUAACAGUUUAAGGUAUUAACGUAACAUAUUUUAAAAAAGACCUAAAAUUCUGUCUCGGAGAUACAGAUCUUUUUUCGUGUGUGGCUUGCAUGCAGAAGCAGCCGCACGUUGACGAAAAACCUGAUGCUGAGCAAGACUAGUUUAGAAAGGGUGUUAAACAUGAUCGAUGAGGCCAAAUCCACAUUAGCGGAAGUUACACCGGAGCAGGUGCAGAGUACAGUCAGUGACCGUGCAUUAGGGACACCAUCCCAGACUGACCUAUCUGAACCGAAUGCGGAGACGAUAACAUUUGAUGCUUUCGAAGAAGCUCUCGCCAAAACGGGCACCAGUAUUGCCAAGGCCGUCGCCGAGCAAGUGGAAUCUUGGGUAAACCUUCAAAGUUCUGCCAAAACACAUCCAGAUAAUGACCUGACGAAUCUUAUCAACAGAAAGGUCAGUGAUCAGCUCAGCCGUCUCACGCAGCAGCACGCACAGCUCCGACACAAUUUAGAGGAUGAAAUAAUAUCUUCCAUUCAGGAGAUUGCAGAACACGGUCCCUCAGCUGACAUCAGCCUGCCGGAAUGGCCAGAAAUGGAGGUUAAGCUCCGUUCAUCAUUAGCAUCGUUUCACAGUCUGCCAGUGGCUCACGACGCUAAAUUUUUACGUCCAUCUGGGCCAGAUCAUUAUGAGCUGGAUCAUGCCGCAGCGGAGUCAAUCUUUCGCGAUGCGAUGAGUUCCAGUUCCACUCAUUUUCAAUCGGCCAUCGACAUCUGCAAGGUUUUAGCGACCUGUACUAAUAUAAACGAAGCCCAUUUCCCUGAACUGGAGAUGGUCGACUCCGAUGAAGAAGACCUGGAAGGACUUGAUGCGGAUAAUUUGGCGGCAGAAACUGGGAUUCUGGAUACACCAAAGACCAAUCAGCAGGCAACAGACGAUUUCAUGCGCUCGUGUUGCGAUGCACUAGAAAUCGACGAAAUGAAAACCGAAAACGACGGUGACAACCCCAACAAAUGGCAAAAUUUGUGGUGGCGAUAUAGCCGUUUGAUCAUUUUUAUGAUCACAGUAGCCGCCCUAUUUCAACUUUACUCUGCUAUCGCCCAAGUGCAACGCACCGUCCAUGCAGAUUUGGAUGCCAUAAAGGGACUAAAUAAAGGCUUGGCAGCUAAAACUUUAGACGGUUAGUUUUUCUUCGGAAUGCUUUUCCACUUAUUCAAACGGUUGUGUAAUUUGGCAAUGCGACUGUUGUAGACGACGAGUGCUUUUGGGUUAUGUUUGUUAAGUCGAUGGGCAAAUGUCCGGGACGUUUUUCCUGUUGCAGCGGUCCGCAAAGUUUUUGGCACUUACAAUUAAAAGCGUUCAUAACUGAAGUAAACAAAUAAAACAAU
Paramacrobiotus metropolitanus is the source of this 1959-nucleotide messenger RNA. RefSeq lists its product as uncharacterized. The record is from RefSeq and is a predicted model, not a curated record. Bases 719 to 1756 code for a protein of 345 amino acids. Lineage: Eukaryota; Metazoa; Tardigrada; Eutardigrada; Parachela; Macrobiotidae. The transcript is spliced from 7 exons.